Molecule: messenger RNA, 3804 nt
Organism: Micropterus salmoides (largemouth bass)
Lineage: Eukaryota; Metazoa; Chordata; Actinopteri; Centrarchiformes; Centrarchidae
Product: dynamin-2-like
Exons: 21
Coding region: 283-2904 (873 amino acids)
Cellular component (GO): microtubule; cytoplasm; membrane
Molecular function (GO): GTP binding; microtubule binding; GTPase activity
Source: RefSeq, a predicted model, not a curated record
UCCGGCGGAGGCUGGGUGUCGCCUGACCGGAUGAUGACAGAACUUUUAGGUUUAAUGUGGCUACUUUUAUCACAUAACCGUCCAGUUGAAACCUCACCAGAGCUCUGACCGCAGUCGGGACUCUUAACUGCUUGGUGUUUUCAUAAAAUAAAGUCUUAGAGUCUGUGACAGACUGCUGUGCCAUCUGGGAACUUUUGGUUUGCUGGAAGAGCCACCUUUUGGCUCUUAUUUGACCGGGGAGAAGAGCAGAAUAGAGCCCACUGGGCUGACCGAGGUGCCGCUAUGGGUAACCGGGGAAUGGAAGACCUCAUUCCCCUCAUCAACAAGCUCCAGGACGCCUUCAGCUCCAUCGGCCAGACAUGCAACUUGGACCUGCCGCAGAUAGCGGUCGUCGGUGGCCAGAGCGCAGGGAAGAGCUCCGUGUUGGAGAAUUUCGUCGGGAGGGACUUUUUGCCCAGAGGAUCCGGCAUCGUCACCCGUCGUCCUCUCAUCCUCCAACUGAUCAACAGUAAAGCAGAGUAUGCAGAGUUCCUGCACUGUAAGGGACGUAAGUUUGUGGACUUUGAUGAGGUCCGUCUGGAGAUUGAAGCGGAGACUGACAGGCUCACUGGAUCCAACAAGGGCAUCUCCCCCAUCCCGAUCAACCUCCGUGUCUACUCCCCUAAUGUGCUAAACCUGACCCUGAUCGACCUGCCGGGGAUGACCAAAGUGCCCGUGGGAGACCAGCCACAGGACAUCGAGCACCAGAUCAGGGAGAUGCUGAUGCAGUUCAUCACCAAGGACAGCUGUCUGAUCCUGGCCGUCACCCCAGCCAACACUGACCUGGCCAACUCUGAUGCCCUCAAGAUUUCUAAGGAGGUGGACCCUCAGGGGCUGCGGACCAUUGGUGUGAUCACAAAGCUGGACUUGAUGGACGAGGGGACGGAUGCACGAGACAUCCUGGAAAACAAACUACUGCCACUCCGCAGAGGGUACAUCGGUGUGGUGAACCGCAGUCAAAAGGACAUCGAUGGGAAGAAAGACAUCCGCGCUGCUUUGGCUGCUGAGAGGAAGUUCUUCCUGUCUCACCCGGCAUACAGACACAUUGCAGAGCGCAUGGGCACACCACAUCUGCAGAAGACGCUCAAUCAGCAACUUACCAACCACAUUCGUGACACAUUGCCAGGGUUACGCAGUAAGCUUCAAAGCCAGCUGUUAUCACUGGAGAAGGAGGUGGAGGAGUACAAGAACUUCCGCCCUGACGACCCCACACGCAAGACCAAGGCUUUACUCCAGAUGGUGCAGCAAUUUGGCGUGGACUUUGAGAAGUGCAUAGAAGGGUCUGGGGAUCAGGUGGACACCUCUAACUUGUCUGGUGGAGCGAAGAUCAACCGCAUCUUUCAUGAGCGCUUUCCCUUCGAGUUGGUGAAGAUGGAGUUUGAUGAGAAGGAGCUGAGGAAAGAGAUCAGUUAUGCCAUCAAGAACAUCCACGGAGUCAGGACAGGCCUGUUCACCCCAGACCUGGCAUUUGAGGCCAUAGUGAAAAAGCAGAUCAUUAAGCUGAAAGACCCAUGUCUGAAAUGUGUUGACCUGGUCGUCACCGAGCUUGUCACCCUGAUCAGGAAGUGCACUGAAAAGCUGGGAUCGUACCCUCGACUGAGAGAAGAGACCGAGAGAAUCGUCACCACUUACGUCAGAGAGAGAGACAGCAAGACCAAAGACCAGGUGCUGCUGUUGAUUGACAUUGAGCUAUCCUACAUCAACACUAACCAUGAGGACUUCAUUGGUUUUGCAAAUGCCCAGCAAAGGACUGCUGCUAAUGCCACCAAGAAGAGAGUCAUGCCCAAUCAGUCUGGCAGAGAGAGGGAUGCAGAGAAGGUGAUCCGCAGAGGCUGGCUUACUAUCAACAUCAGUAUCAUGAAGGGAGGAUCUAAGGACUACUGGUUUGUCCUGACUGCUGAGUCUCUCUCCUGGUACAAAGAUGAGGAGGAGAAAGAGAAGAAGUACAUGCUGCCUCUUGACAACCUGAAGCUAAGAGAUGUGGAGAAGGGUUUCAUGUCCAGCAAACAUGUCUUUGCCAUCUUCAAUACUGAACAGAGGAAUGUCUAUAAAGACCUACGUCAGAUUGAGCUGGCAUGUGACACUCAGGAGGAUGUCGACAGCUGGAAGGCUUCGUUCCUCAGAGCUGGUGUUUACCCAGAGAAAGACCAGCCUGAGAGCGAAGAUGCCAUGAACCCCAGCGACACCGUGUCCAUGGACCCGCAGCUGGAACGGCAGGUGGAGACCAUUCGCAACCUUGUGGACUCAUAUAUCAGCAUCGUCAACAAGUCCAUCAGAGACCUCAUGCCCAAGACCAUCAUGCACCUCAUGAUCAACAGUGCGAAGGACUUCAUCCACUCUGAGCUGCUGGCCUACCUGUACUCGGCCGGGGACCAGGGCAGUUUAAUGGAGGAGUCAGCAGAGCAGGCUCAGAGGAGAGAUGAGAUGCUGAGGAUGUAUCACGCUCUGAAAGAGGCCCUGGUCCUCAUAGGAGACAUCAGCACCACCACGGUUUCUACUCCAGUGCCUCCUCCAGUAGACGACACCUGGAUGGCCAAGGAGCCAAGUCCUCCGCCGGCGUCCCGCACUGCCUCAGCAACAGCGCCCCCUCCCAGCCGACCCCCGGCAGUGAGGGGGCCUACCCCAGGUCCUCCACCCCCUCUCAACCCCUCACCAGCAUUUGGAGCCCCGCCGGUGCCGUCUCGACCCGGCCCCAGCCAAACGGCCUUUGCAGGCGAUCCCAACUCUAGUGUUGUGCCUCUUGUGCCUUCCAGGCCGGCCCGCGUGCCUCCAGCACUGCCGCCCGGCAUUCCAAGCAGAAGACCCCCGGCUGCUCCCAACCGGCCCACUGUCAUACGUCCUUCAGAGCCCUCCCUGCUUGACUAGAAACACACACACACACACACACACAAAAAAAAAAAAAAAAAAAAUUAUAUAUAUAUAUAUAUAUAUACACACACCUUUGCCUUUGUUUACACUUUUCUCUUGAGCAGAGAUAGUCAUUCAUUUUUUCAUAUAUAUUCCUUUAACUUUCAUGUAUGAAAUGACCUUUAACUACAAACUUUGUCCUCCUAUAAGUGGUAAUCUGAUGCUGUUUCAGUCUGUGCAUUUCAGAAGCAUUAUGUAUUUAAUUUUGACUUUAUGUGUAGGUAGCUUUUUUUAACAGUUUAUGAUAACAUUUUCUGCAUUGUAUUAUGAAAAGGGAUACAUUUCAUGAUUUUAUUGACUUAAAGAUUAUGAACCAGCAGGUCAUCUUGAAUUUUACUUGUUUCAUUUGAAAUGAAAUGUUUCUUAAAACAAUUUAUGAGUCAUUACUUUUAUAUAAUGAUAAGAAAAGACUUUCUAGAAGCCUUUUUUCUGUGAGCUGUAUACUUGCUAACAUUUUGUCAGAAUUCUUAUACACUAAGCACCUCAUUAAGUAAGCAGCACCUUUUGAUUAAGUCUCUGAGUCUCUUCAUUGUUGAUAGAUUUUUUUUUAGUCAGCCUUCAAAUGAACAUCAUAAAUUUAGACUGAUCAAUGGAUAUUUUUGCUUCAAUAUUUUGGCUUACUUUAUUUCAAGGUUUUUCAAGUAUAGCAAAGUUGAGAGAAGAGCGACCUUGAGUCUGACAGUUACCUCCCACCACUGCUCAUUCUUGGUGAAAUUUGUACCUUGAGCAGAAACAAAAUUGUAAUUACUUAUUAUCACCUGAAAAAGCCAUAAUGAAAAAAAGUAUAAUGUACAAAAAAGGGCCUUUCUUUCAGAAGGUUCAUAAAGUAAUGGACUGAAUAAAAGCAUAGAAAAAGAA